CAGAGGCCCUUCGUGACGGAGACGGAAGUAAAGCAUUAACGAAGACCCCGGCAUGCUGUGCUGUCCUUACUGUUUGAAUUAAGAUACUGCAAUAAGCUAAGAAUAACGCGCAGAUGAAGAGGCAGUAGUAUAGACAGCGCUUCAUUAUAUAGGAUCGCCCUCUGUCAGAGUAGCAGCCUACGGAUACCAAGGGGACCCGUGGAGGAAUGCCGAAGAAGUUCCAGGGAGAGAACUCGAAGUCGGCCACGGCCCGGGCUCGCAAGGCGGAGGCGAAGGCGGUCGCGGACGCCCGCAAGAAGCAGGAGGAGGAAGAUGCGCUCUGGCAGGAGAACGACAAGCACGUGCUGAAGAAGGAGCAACGCAAGGAUGACAGGGAGAAGAAGCGCCUGGAAGCCCUGGAGCGAAAAAAGGAGAACCACCGACUUUUUGAGGAGGAGGAAGCUAAGAUAAAGGGCAAGGUGGUCCGAGAGGGCAAGGGGGGCAAAGUCACCCGGGCACAGAUUGAGGAAACCCUGUACAACGAACAGCAGCAGCAGCAGCAAGUGGCCAAGGAGAAAGAAAAAACCCACCUUGAGCAGCCGCUGGAGCUGAACGUGAAUCGCAUAGUCCCUGAAGAAGGCACGAUUGAAGCUAGAACCAUCGAGGAUGCCAUCGCUGCCCUCAGUACCGCAGAGGACCUGGACCGGCACCCGGAGCGGCGCAUGAGGGCAGCGUUUGCCACGUUCGAGGAGCUGCACAUGUGCCGCCUGAAGAAAGAGAACCCCAACAUGCGUCUGUCGCAACUCAAGCAGCUGCUGAAGAAGGAGUGGGCCAAGUCGCCGGAGAACCCCCUCAACCAGCGCUUUUCCUCUUACAACACCAAGUAAAGAGGGAAACACAGGCGUGCAUGUCUGAGGGAGCCGCCCAGCUGUGUGUCUGUCAUUUUCAGUCAUGAAACUAAAUUUUCCCAGUAGAAGCCAACUGGGCCGGAGCGGAUCCGAAGCCCCCCUUAGUUUCCUGAAAAGCAAAGCGCCAAAGUGCUAAUCACACAGUGGCCUGGCUUUGCGUCUCGUUUUAGUUUGUGCCUCCGUAGAACCCCCUCCUCUCUAUUGCACGUCCCGCACCCCGUCCCGCUGCGGUUUGAGAUUGUGAGGUACCGAUGAUGCCUGCAGAUGUGUGAUCUCUAGGCCAGUGAGAACCGGAGGCUCUGCUCCGCCUCUCUGUUUCUCCCCCAUCAUUACUGUGCAGAAAGACUUGGGAAUCUCUAAACUGCUUCCCUGGGCAGGACUCUCAGCCUUUCACAGCAUCUGCAGCAAAGUCAUCCCGGUCUUAUUUAUUCUCACUCGCCUGUUGUGAUGGAACGCAGUUCCUCUGUAUUCUAACAUCCUAUGUACUCAGCCUUUUUUUUUUUU
Molecule: messenger RNA, 1391 nt
Organism: Paramormyrops kingsleyae
Lineage: Eukaryota; Metazoa; Chordata; Actinopteri; Osteoglossiformes; Mormyridae
Source: RefSeq, a predicted model, not a curated record